Puccinia triticina is the source of this 162-nucleotide messenger RNA. RefSeq lists its product as uncharacterized. The record is from RefSeq and is a predicted model, not a curated record. Bases 1 to 162 code for a protein of 53 amino acids. The transcript has 2 exons. NCBI's taxonomy places the organism in Eukaryota, Fungi, Basidiomycota, Pucciniomycetes, Pucciniales, Pucciniaceae.
AUGGUUUCCUUUGACUGCAGUUUGUUAUCCCACCAGCUCAGCAAGACUGGAGUUUACCAAGCGCCGAGCGGAAUUGUGAUAUUCAGCACGGCAGAACCCAAAGACGGGCAGAGUGGUCUGGGUGAUCAAGCAGAACUGGAGGCCAUACAUCUGUCACAUUGA